AUGCAAGCUAGAUUUGUGAUAGAUGUGGGUGAGAAAGCUCAAGUUCCCAUUAUUUCUUUUUCAGCCACAAGUCACUCGCUCUCUACAACCCAAAGCCUUUUCUUUAUUCGGACAGCCCUAGAUAAGAGGUCUGAUCUCUUUUUACUUGUAAAAGAAGCAGGCAUGAAUAGUGAAGGAUACGCAUGGAUCAUCACUGAUGGACUAUCGAGUUUGUUAGAUCCCAUGGGAGCAAGGGUCCUCGGUUCAAUGAAAGGUGUGUUAGGUAUAAGGCCAUACGUACUGCAUUCGAAGAGCCUUGAAAAAUUUAAACGGAAAUGGAAAAGUGGGAUUCACUUUAGUUCUACCAAAUUAAACAUUUUUGGUUUUUGGGCAUAUGAUACUGUUUGGGCACUAGCUAUGGCCGUUGAAAUGGUUAGACAUGAUCAGAGUUCCAGUGUUAUCGAACAAAAUUACAACAGAAAUGCAAGUCAGUUUCCUGAUAUAAGAGUCUCUAAAAUAGAGCGAAAGAUUAGAAAUAGGUUAUUACAUACCACAUUUAAAGGCCUCAAUGGAGAUUUCAAUUUGGUUAAAGGGCAGUUGCAGUUUUCAGCUUUUGAAAUCAUCAAUGUGGUAGAUAGCGACGAAAGAGCUAUUGGCUAUUGGACCCCUGAGAAUGGAUUGAUUGGGCAACUACGCAAACCUGGAAAGAAAUUUGAUGCAGUAGUGGGAGAUAUAACAAUUCUGGCGAUUCGGUCUCAAUAUGUAGAUUUUAUAUUGCCAUACUUGCAGUCACAUGUGUCAAUGGUUGUGAAAAUCGAAGAUGACGAGAAAAAGAAUAAGCGGAUAUUCUUAAAGCCGCUUAGUUGGGAUCUUUGGUUAACAACAAGGGCAGCUUUCAUCUGCACUGAUUUAGUAAUUUGGGUUCUGGAACACCAUAUAAACAACGAGUUCAGAGGUCCCCCGCAGCAACAAGAAGAAGAUAAUGAACAAUGUGUCAAAAUGUAUACUUAUUAUCUGGAUCUUUGUGGAACUCAUCCUCACCCAAAGUUACACCGCAAGCUUAACUUCAAUGUUAACAGUGCAACGAUACGAAACCGGUUCCUUCGUGAAAGACCUUUUGGUAAAGCAAUUGUAUUUGAUGAGUCUAAGUUGAAGAACUAUGGCACUGCCGAGGAGGUUGACGAAGCAUUAUCAAAGGGAAGCCAAAAUGGUAGUGUUGCUAUAAUUUUUGGUGCACAACAUUGCGUUGAGCUAUUUCUUUCCAAGUAUUGCGACAAGGCAAUCUUGAAUGUGACUGAAGAUAAGGCAAAAAUGGAUGCCAUGGAGCAAAAAUGUUUCUCACGAAAUCAUGCUUGUGAAAAUCAAGAUACAGCGAUUUCUUCCGAUAGUCUCAGCGUGUACAGCUUCGAGGUGGACACUAUGCAUCCAGACGGUUCAAUUUGGUCAAAAAUUAGUGAAUUGGUAAAGCGUUUUGAUCACCAAUCUCCAUAUCCCGUGAGAUCAGAUGAUAAUGCAACCAGUUCUCAAAGUGUUGAUGCUUCGUCUUAUUUUGUAAGUACUCCGAGUAGCUCAAGUACUUCCAAUCAAGUUGCAGAUGAUGCUGUCGUUGACAAUACUCGUAUUAGGUCAAGGACACAGAAUUUUAUUACAGUCAUACCCAGGGGCGGAGGGUAG
Theobroma cacao (cacao) is the source of this 1653-nucleotide messenger RNA. Lineage: Eukaryota; Viridiplantae; Streptophyta; Magnoliopsida; Malvales; Malvaceae. The record is from RefSeq and is a predicted model, not a curated record.